Episyrphus balteatus (marmalade hoverfly) is the source of this 495-nucleotide messenger RNA. RefSeq lists its product as uncharacterized. Gene Ontology annotation, molecular function: chitin binding. The transcript has 2 exons. The record is from RefSeq and is a predicted model, not a curated record. Lineage: Eukaryota; Metazoa; Arthropoda; Insecta; Diptera; Syrphidae. The coding region runs from base 121 to 408 and encodes 95 amino acids.
UAAUCAAAGAAAAACAUCGAUUUGUGUUAUCGAUCAAGUACAAGGUGAACUUCUGGUAUAAAUAAAACCGUUGAUUUCCUUAUUUUCAUAGUUCUCAAUUGACUUGCGUUCUAUAAAAAGAUGAAAUUUUACGGUCUUGCAAUCUUUGUCCUAAUCGUUGGAAUUUCAACGGCUGCGCAUAUUCAUGAUGAUGGUGAACCAGGAUGCAAAACACCAGAGGAACUAGAAGUUGUGAAUUAUAGAAACAAUUGGGAUCCCACCAGAUAUUGGGCAUGUACACAGGAUGGAGGACCAGCUGUUUCUUUAAAAUGUCCACAUGGUCAGGCUUGGCUUGAUAGUCAGAAAAACUGUGUAGAUUGGGAAAACUGGGACUGGGAGGAACCAACUCAUCCACCAAGCAAACCUUAAAAUUAUGUUAAAAUUUUUGUGCAAAUUUUUUGGUUUUUUAAAAUAAAAACAAGUUCAGCAGAUCUUUGUAAAUUGUAUUAAAAGUCA